Messenger RNA from Pedinophyceae sp. YPF-701, 495 nucleotides. The record is from the annotation of a GenBank genome assembly. NCBI's taxonomy places the organism in Eukaryota, Viridiplantae, Chlorophyta, Pedinophyceae.
AUGAGCACUAGUGGCAAGCUACUGCAGUCGAGCAUUAAGCUCAUAGUUCCUGCGGGCGGGGCCAAGCCCGCGCCGCCCGUGGGGCCGGCGAUCGGUCAGGCGGGCCUCAACUUGAUGCAGUUUUGCAAGGAUUUCAACGCGAGGACGGAGAAGUACGUGCCGGAGACGCCCAUGCGCUGCCAAAUCCGGGCAUUCAGGGACAAAUCAUACGAGUUCACCGUCAAGACGCCGAGGACGUCGUGGUUCAUCAAGCGGUGUGCGGGGGUGGAAAAGUCCUCGCAGCAGCCGGGACACAAGGUGCAGGGCGUCAUCACGCUCAAGCACGUGUACCACAUCGCGGCGGUGAAGCAGGCGGACCAGCCCAACAUGUCGCUGCGCGCGUGGUGCGAGUCGAUCCUGGCGCAGUGCAAGUCGAUGGGCAUCGCCGUGGUGCGGGACGAGGCGGCCGCGAAGGCCUUCCCAAGAGACGGGUCGAUGCCCGCAGCAGGGAGCUGA